AUGAGUUUCGAACCCCACGAGUUCAACUCUUUGGGGAACACUGAUGCUCCUCUGACCAUUUGCACUGCUAAUUCAUACUACAGUCCAACUGGAAAAGGGAACAUUGUUGUGAAAGGGGAGAGGGAUCAACCGGAGCCCACAACUAAUCAAUGGGCACACUCUCAGAACAUUGUUGUAAAAGUGGAGAUGGAUCAACCGGAGGCCACAACUGGUCAAUGGGCACAUUCUCAGAACGGCGUGACGUAUAUCAAGGAAGAGUAUCCGUCAGAAUACCAAAUCUCUAAUGGAUCGGCUCAAAACGGAAACGCAAACUACGUUGAUCCUGUCACCAAUCGACGUUACUUCAACAACGUCAAUAGCUACAAUCAUCAGCAGUUCUAUGAAUCCCGAGCAAGCGUCAGUUCUCCGGCAACAAGUGUAACCCUAUCAAAUUCCUCAUUGUCACCUGAUUCUUUAACGAACGGUCCUGUCACUCAACGUCAUACUAUCGGGAAGGCACCCACAUACUGCAAAGUCUGCGGAGACAAAGCGAGUGGCUAUCAUUAUGGAGUGACGUCAUGCGAGGGUUGCAAGGGCUUCUUCCGUCGGAGCAUCCAGCGAAAGAUUGAUUACCGAUGUUUGAAACAGCAAAUCUGUGAAAUCCGUCGUGACAGUCGCAACCGAUGCCAAUACUGUCGAUUCCGAAAAUGCGUCGAGGCAGGAAUGUCAAAAGAUUCUGUCCGUCAUAUUCGAUCGAAAAACAAAGAGCAACAUUUGAGUCCAAACUCCGAUGGUUUUGUCUCUACCAGCUCAUCCCCAGAACCAAAUGAGAGAUGUCUCGCGAUUGCCGAAAAAAUCAUCCAGCUUCACAUGUCGCACAGCAGCUACACCGAUCAAAAAGUCAGAAGCAUGAUCGCCAAAAGUUUCAACUUGGAAUGCAGUAAUGAUCUCAAAACAAAUCGUCUCAAUGCAUGGCAAAUCUACGCACAUGAGAUGGAUCGUGAAAUUCAAAAUGCUGUCGGUUUCAUUCGGGAUCUUCCACAAUUGUCAUUCCUCCAGGGCAACGACAAAGCAGUUCUUCUGAAGACUAACAUGUUCCCAAUCUAUCUUCUAAGAGUUUGCCGAGCAUUGUCAGCAAAGGGAUUGAUGUUGGAAGAUGGACGGCUCAUAGAUUUCAAAGCACUGACACUUUUGUACGGAGCCUUGGCUGAUGACAUGUUAAAAAUCACCAACUACAUUCUAUCCAUUGGAACCACCGACCACGAUCUUGCAUUGUUUAUUGCUCUGAUGCUCGUACAACCACUCAAUCCGGCACAUGAAACGUCAAGUCGCUUCCGGAGUGCCAUUGAAUUGGUCAACAUCCACGAUUUGUAUCAACAAUCACUCCAAAUCAAAAUGAUGGCUAGACCCGAUGGGCAUGAGGUUUUCGGCAACCUUAUGAAAGUGAUACCGUCGCUGAACAAGCUCAACGAAAUGCAUGACAAACUCAUCAAUCAGAUGCUUCGAGAAAACAGUGCAAUUCUUCAUCUGCCAGUACUCUUCACCGAAGUUUUCCGAAUCGUUCCAGAGGCCGUACCGGUUACCUACAACCAAGAGAACCAAUACUCCCAUCAUCCAGCAUCACAAACUGCAAUUGAAUGCUAA
Molecule: messenger RNA, 1623 nt
Organism: Caenorhabditis remanei
Lineage: Eukaryota; Metazoa; Nematoda; Chromadorea; Rhabditida; Rhabditidae
Exons: 9
Coding region: 1-1623 (540 amino acids)
Biological process (GO): regulation of DNA-templated transcription
Molecular function (GO): DNA-binding transcription factor activity; zinc ion binding; sequence-specific DNA binding
Source: RefSeq, a predicted model, not a curated record